This is a messenger RNA of Esox lucius (northern pike), 1872 nucleotides long. It is a transcript of the gene fdps, whose product is annotated as farnesyl diphosphate synthase (farnesyl pyrophosphate synthetase, dimethylallyltranstransferase, geranyltranstransferase). Gene Ontology annotation, biological process: trans, trans-farnesyl diphosphate biosynthetic process. Lineage: Eukaryota; Metazoa; Chordata; Actinopteri; Esociformes; Esocidae. The coding region runs from base 16 to 1317 and encodes 433 amino acids. The transcript is spliced from 10 exons. The record is from RefSeq and is a predicted model, not a curated record. Gene Ontology annotation, cellular component: cytoplasm. Gene Ontology annotation, molecular function: (2E,6E)-farnesyl diphosphate synthase activity; dimethylallyltranstransferase activity.
AAUGGUUGAUGUCAUAUGAAGCCUUGGUUGCCCACACCCCUGGUACCACACGCAAAGGCUUUCGUGGUAUGUAGUUCAGAAGCUAUUCACAGGAAUGAACGUCUAAGUAAUCAAAACCUACAAUACCCCAAAACCCUGAGGAUCGUGCGAUGUCGCGCUCCCCACUUUGACAGGAAAAUAAACACUGUGGAGGAAGAUUUGCCAGCAGUCACUGACUACAAGCCAGAAGAUAUAAUCAUGGGUGACAACAGUUGCAACGACGGAACGCACCACUCGGGGGCAGUGCAAUCAGACCCCGAACUGUUUGAUGCACAGUUUCAGGAACUGGUGAAAGAAAUCACAGAGAAAGAUCUUACGGACCCUGUCCUGGCAGACGCUCUCAAAAGACUGAGAGAGGUGUUGCUCUAUAAUGCUCCUGGUGGAAAGAGGAACAGAGGUCUGUCUGUGAUUGGCUCGUUGAGGGAGCUUGUCCCUCCCACCAAGCUUACCCAGGAUGAUGUACAACGGGCCCUGAUAGUUGGCUGGUGCAUUGAGCUCCUCCAGGCGUUCUUCCUGGUAGCUGAUGACAUCAUGGAUGCUUCAGUGACUCGAAGAGGUCAGCCCUGCUGGUACAAGAAGGAGGAGGUGGGUAUGGAUGCCAUCAAUGAUGCGUUCCUCCUGGAGGGAGCCAUCUACAGACUACUGCGCAGACACUGCCGGGAACAGCCAUACUACAUAAACCUACUGGAGCUCUUCACUGAGACAUCCUUCCAGACAGAGCUGGGUCAGGCUCUUGACCUGAUGACCGCUCCACCCGGCCAGGUAGACCUCAACCGCUUCACCCUGGAGAGAUAUAAGGCCAUAGUGAAGUACAAGACAGCCUUUUAUUCGUUCUAUCUACCUGUGGCAGCAGCCAUGUACAUGGCAGGCAUUAACAGUGAGGAGGAGCACAACAAUGCCAAACACAUCUUACUGGAGAUGGGAGAGUUCUUCCAGAUACAGGAUGACUAUCUGGAUUGCUAUGGCGACCCGGCAGUGACAGGGAAGAUUGGGACAGACAUCCAGGACAACAAGUGCAGCUGGCUGGUGGUUACUGCUCUAGGGGUCAUGACCCCAGAACAAAGGGCAGAGCUGGAGUCAUGUUAUGGUCACCAUGACGAUGCUUGCGUGGAGAAGGUGAAAACAUUGUACAACACCCUUCAGAUACCCACCCUAUACCAACAAUACGAAGAUGAAAGCUACCAGCGUUUACAGAAACUCAUCGUUUGUCACGCCCAAAACCUUUCUCACGCUGUCUUCCUCAACUUUGCUAAGAAAAUCUACAAGAGGAACAAGUGAAGACCACAGGAGUUUUAAGGGACUAGAUACAAUGUCUUGUGUCACACUGUAGCUAUUCUGAGGAGGCCCAGCUGGUGGGGCUCCUUCCAUUGAUGUCCCCCUUCCCUUCUCCCCUACCGCCUGACCUUUGAGUGGAGACCAUAAAGUUAGGGGUUCGGGAGCCAAAUAGAACAAGGCAUUAGUUUGAACUGAGAGUGAGACUGUGGCAGAUAUUAGGCCAGUCAUUCUCUGACCUGCUCUUCAAGGACCCAUAAUGUGUUCAGGUUUUUAUCCCCACUGAUUGCUGUGAUGUACAGAAUAACUGGUGACUCAUUGUGAACAUGUCGUCAGUGGCUGAAUGUAUGCCUGUCUUUUCAUCUGUCUCUGUAUCACUCUGUUGAUGAUGGUGUGAUUAUGACAUCAUGUUGCCCAGUGGUGAAGUAUUUAAAAAAUAAAUAAAGGUGGACUGGAUUUCUGGUCACAGUAAAAAGAAAAAAGUAAAGCUCCCUAUAUUUUUAUGCAUUUUUCCCCACAAAAGCUGGUCACUCUAAUAAACAAAAUAAACUGUUGACUUGC